This is a messenger RNA of Vigna umbellata (rice bean), 3598 nucleotides long. The record is from RefSeq and is a predicted model, not a curated record. NCBI's taxonomy places the organism in Eukaryota, Viridiplantae, Streptophyta, Magnoliopsida, Fabales, Fabaceae.
UCUGGUGACAACCCUCGCUCACGCUCUCAUACUAGCUCGCUCUCACACUAGCUCGCUCUCACUUCCCCCUCGCUCUCACUUCCCCCUCGCUCUCACUUCCCCCUCGCUCUCUCUCUAUUACGCUGUCUAACCAAGUGCAUACCAGCCAGUCCCAACACAAACAGAGACAGAACCCACGCGAUACAGAGAAGAACGCUUCUUCCCUCCCUCAGCGGCUUCUCCGGUGACACUCCUCGGAGGCGACUCCGGCGACUCUCCUCAGUGGCAAACACACCCACGGCGUUUGCAACACAGAUUCUAGAUUGCAUAACCUGUCGAGGACAUAUUAUACUCAUAGAUUAUAUUGUCUGUAGUUGAAGCAAAGAUGAGGAUUAUGAUAAAGGGCGGUGUUUGGAAAAACACCGAAGAUGAAAUCCUGAAAGCGGCUGUUAUGAAAUAUGGUAAGAAUCAGUGGGCUCGAAUCUCUUCGCUCCUUGUUCGCAAAUCUGCCAAGCAAUGCAAAGCUCGCUGGUACGAGUGGCUUGAUCCCUCCAUAAAGAAGACUGAGUGGACUAGAGAAGAGGAUGAGAAGUUACUUCAUCUUGCUAAGCUCAUGCCCACUCAGUGGAGAACAAUUGCUCCAAUUGUAGGUCGUACACCUUCUCAGUGUCUUGAGCGGUAUGAGAAGCUCCUUGAUGCAGCCUGUGUAAAAGAUGAGAACUAUGAGCCUGGUGAUGAUCCUCGAAAAUUGCGUCCUGGGGAGAUUGAUCCAAACCCCGAGUCAAAACCUGCACGGCCUGAUCCUGUUGAUAUGGAUGAGGAUGAAAAGGAGAUGCUUUCUGAAGCACGAGCCCGAUUAGCCAACACAAAGGGAAAGAAAGCAAAAAGGAAAGCUAGGGAGAAACAGCUUGAGGAAGCAAGGAGGCUUGCUUCCCUACAAAAGAAGAGGGAAUUGAAGGCGGCUGGAAUUGAUAUCCGGCAGCGAAAGAGAAAAAGGAAAGGAAUAGACUACAAUGCUGAAAUUCCAUUUGAGAAAAGGCCUCCUCCAGGAUUUUUCUAUGUUGCAGAUGAAGAUAGACCAGUGGAACAGCCCAAGUUCCCUACUACUAUUGAAGAACUUGAGGGGAAAAGGAGGGUUGAUAUUGAGGCACAAUUAAGAAAGCAUGACAUUGCUAAAAAUAAAAUUGCACAAAGGCAAGAUGCCCCAUCUGCCAUAUUGCAUGCCAACAAAUUGAAUGAUCCAGAUACAGUAAGAAAGAGGUUAAAAUUGAUGCUUCCACCACCCCAGAUAUCUGAUCAAGAAUUGGAUGAAAUUGCUAAGUUGGGUUAUGCUAGUGACCUUGCAGGGAGUCAGGAACUUACUGAAGGUAGUGGUGCUACACGUGCUCUUCUGGCUAAUUAUGCACAGACACCCGGUCAAGGAGUGACUCCUUUGCGAACCCCUCAGAGAACACCAUCUGGUAAAGGAGAUGCUAUUAUGAUGGAAGCUGAAAAUCUUGCCAGGUUGAGGGAGUCUCAAACACCAUUGUUGGGAGGAGAGAAUCCGGAGUUGCAUCCUUCAGAUUUUUCUGGUGUCACUCCUAAGAAAAAAGACAUUCAGACUCCAAAUCCAAUGCUGACCCCAUCUGCAACUCCUGGAGGUGCAGGUCUCACUCCAAGAAUUGGUAUGACACCAACAAGAGAUGGUUUUUCUUUUAGCAUGACACCAAAGGGGACUCCUUUGAGGGAUGAACUACGUAUUAAUGAGGACAUGAAUAUGCAUGAAAGCACUAAACGUGAGCUGCAGAGACAGGCUGAUAUGAGAAGAAGUCUGCGUUCUGGUUUAGGAAGCCUUCCUCAGCCCAAGAAUGAGUACCAAAUAGUGAUGGAACCAGUCACAGAAGAUUCCGAAGAGCCUGAGGAGAAGAUUGAAGAGGAUAUGUCUGACAGGAUAGCUAGAGAAAAAGCAGAAGAAGAGGCAAGACAGUAGGCAUUACUUAGAAAACGAUCAAAGGUCCUUCAACGGGAACUUCCUAGGCCCCCUGCUGCUUCAUUGGAGCUUAUAAGAAAUUCCUUAAUUAGAUCUGAUGGGGACAAGAGUUCCUUUGUUCCACCAACCUCUAUUGAGCAGGCUGAUGAGAUGAUUAGAAAGGAGCUUCUAACUUUACUGGAGCAUGACAAUGCUAAGUAUCCGCUUGAUGAUAAAGUGAAUAAGGAGAAAAAGAAAGGAGUCAAGCGAUCUGCAGAUUUGUCUGCGGUCCCUGUGAUAGAAGAUUUUGAGGAAGAUGAAAUGAAAGAUGCUGAUAAGUUGAUAAAGGAAGAAGUCCAAUAUCUUUGUGCCGCAAUGGGACAUGAAAAUGAGCCCCUUGAAGAAUUUAUUGAAGCACAUCGAACCUGCCUCAAUGAUCUUAUGUACUUUCCUACCCGUAAUGCAUAUGGUCUCUCCAGUGUUGCUGGGAACAUGGAAAAACUAGCUGCUUUGCAAAAUGAAUUUGAGAAUGUGAGAAAGAAAUUGGAUGAUGAUAAGGAGAAGAUGGUACGGCUUGAGAAGAAGGUGACUGUUAUCACACAAGGCUACGAGAUGAGAGCAAAGAAAAGUAUCUGGCAGCAAAUUGAGGCCACUUUCAAGCAGAUGGAUAUAGCUGCAACCGAGUUAGAAUGCUUUAAAGCUUUGCAAAAUCAGGAGCAGUUAGCAGCAUCCCACAGGAUAAACAAUUUGUGGAGUGAAGUACAGAAGCAAAAGGAACUUGAAAAAACUUUGCAAAACAGGUACGGGAGUCUAAUUGAAGAGCUGGAGAAGAUGCAAAAUAUCAUGAACCAAUCCAGAUUAAAGGCAGAGCAGCAAAAAGAAAUUGAAGCAAACAAUGCUCAUGCUGAGACCAAAGUCAAUGAAACUGAUGUGCAGGAUACCGGGAGUAUUGUACCUCACUCAGCAGAGGAUGGAAAUGCUCAAGCAAUAACAGUCGAGUCAUCACAUGAUGGAACUUCUGACCAGCAAGUUGAGAUUAUGCAAGACAAGUCGACUUCUAGCCCCAGCCAUGACAUGAAUGUGGAUUCUGAUAACAUGCAUACAAUACAUGACAGUGAUGGUAAAUUAGCAAAUGCUUCACCAGCUGAUGAGAAUGUUGUUGAAGAAGUGGAAGGUAGUAGCCCUACUGGUGGUUAUACUGACAAUGGGGAGAACGUGUCAGAAAUGGGUGCUUCAAUGGAAAUAAAUAGCCCCAAUCAAGAUGUAGUUGCGAAUGCUGUAACCACAGGUGAGAGCAGCAUGGAAGAAACCAAUGCUGUUACGGAGGAGACAAAAUAGGCUGGACACUUUGUAGCUGUUCUGAAAGUUUAAAGGGAGAGAUAUUAGGAUGGGUAGUUUCUCAGUUCAGAUUUCAGUGGAUGUUUAACUGAAUAGAUUGCAUGGAGAGUGAGUCUUGCUGCUUUUUUUUGAAGGCAUAUGAAGAUAUCCAUUCCUAGUUGAAGUUUGGAACAUGUUAUGAUUCUGACAUUAAGCUAUGAGCAUUGAGAUAUUUGCUCUCCCUUUUUUUUUGUUCUUUCAAUAGUCGUCCCCUUUUUAGUGGAUGUCGGCACUUUUAUAAGAAUGUUAAAGGAUUUUAUUUCAAUGAAUUAGACCUUAGAGCUAGUUACUAUU